Molecule: messenger RNA, 1228 nt
Organism: Zea mays
Lineage: Eukaryota; Viridiplantae; Streptophyta; Magnoliopsida; Poales; Poaceae
Exons: 1
Coding region: 119-1087 (322 amino acids)
Source: RefSeq, marked predicted
CACGCUUCCCGUUCCUUCUCCCAGACAGACAGACUCCCCAGUCCCCACACACCACCAUUUCCCCCCACUCCGCCCAUCCGUCCGUCUCCGUGGCUCGCCUCCACGCCCCGUACCGGCGAUGGCCGCCGAGGCAGCGUGCUGCGACGACAGCGCCUGCUCGACGCCCUUCGUGAGCGCGCCGUCCAGCCCCGCCCGGGACAGGGACAGGGAAAGGGACACCUACCCGUCCCACUUCUUCUUCAGCGCGCCGACCAGCCCCACCCGCGGCAAGGACGCCGCCGUCCCGGACCUGGACUUCGACUUCGACUUCGACUUCUCGUCGCGCUUCCCGUCGCCGUCCGCCGCCGCCAUGUGCUCCGCCGACGAGCUCUUCCACAACGGCCAGAUCCGCCUCGCCGCCGCGCUGCUGCUGCAGCCGGACGGGGACGCGGACCCGGACCCGGACCCCGCCGCGGGCGCGCAGCACGAGAACCAGCAGCAGGCGGAGGCGGCGGACGAGCGCGGGCGCGUGCGGAGCCGCUCCGUGCGGCGCAAGGCGCGCUCUAUGUCCCCGUUCCGCACGCACUGGCGGUCCGCGUCCCAAGUCCCGGUGCCGAAGCCCGAGUCCGCCGGCGAGUCGCAGCAGCAGCAGCAGCCGGCGGCGGCGUCGCGCUCGUCGUCGUCGUCGUCCACCGCAUCCUCGUCCGCCUCGUCCGCGUCGUCGUCCAGGGGCUCCCGCCGCUGGAGCGGGUUCCUCAAGGACCUGCUCCACCGCAGCAAGUCGGACGGCGGCAAGAGCAGCCACCAGCAGCAGCAGCAGCAGCAGCAGCCGCACUCCCACCACCACCACUGCGCUGGCGCUCCCCCAGCCGCGGCGGCGCCGUCUCCGUCCCCGUCUCCGUCUGUAAAGGUUGGGAGGGGCAGGAGGAGGUCCGCGCACGAGCGGCUGUACGAGGCGCGGCGCGCCGAGGCCGAGGAGAUGCGGCGCCGGACGUCGCUGCCGUACCGCCAGGGCCAGCUCCUCUUCGGCUGCAUCGGGCUCGGCGGCCGUAGCUACGGCAUCGCCAGGGGGAUCAACGCCGCCGCCGCUGUCUCCUCCAGGUCGUAGUGUGUGUCAGUGUGGGUGGUGGUGGUGGUGGUGGUAGUGUGUGUUCAGUGUGGUUACUCUUCAGUCACUACUGUGAACUAGUUAGUGGCAACCGUGUUUAAAAAAAAGGGCUUGUUCCAGUGAACCAACGAUCUUCGCUUC